Neomonachus schauinslandi (Hawaiian monk seal) is the source of this 1094-nucleotide messenger RNA. RefSeq names its product capping actin protein of muscle Z-line subunit beta (gene CAPZB). Lineage: Eukaryota; Metazoa; Chordata; Mammalia; Carnivora; Phocidae. Gene Ontology annotation, biological process: negative regulation of filopodium assembly; cell morphogenesis; regulation of lamellipodium assembly. Gene Ontology annotation, molecular function: actin filament binding. The transcript has 9 exons. The record is from RefSeq and is a predicted model, not a curated record. Gene Ontology annotation, cellular component: cytoplasm; F-actin capping protein complex. The coding region runs from base 103 to 921 and encodes 272 amino acids.
GAUGUUCACUCCUGGGCACCCGGGGAAGUGGAAGCGCCGGGUCCUGCUGCGGGGGGGAGAGCCACAGACGCCGGGACCGGGACCGCCGCCGCCGCCGCCACCAUGAGUGACCAGCAGCUGGACUGUGCCUUGGACUUGAUGAGGCGCCUGCCUCCACAGCAAAUCGAGAAGAACCUCAGUGACCUGAUCGACCUGGUCCCCAGUCUGUGCGAAGAUCUCCUGUCUUCUGUUGACCAGCCCCUGAAAAUCGCCAGAGACAAGGUGGUGGGAAAGGAUUACCUUUUGUGCGAUUACAACAGAGAUGGGGACUCGUACAGGUCACCAUGGAGUAACAAGUACGACCCUCCUUUGGAAGACGGGGCCAUGCCUUCUGCUCGGCUGAGAAAGCUGGAGGUGGAAGCCAACAAUGCCUUUGACCAGUAUCGAGACCUGUAUUUUGAAGGCGGCGUUUCCUCUGUCUACCUCUGGGAUCUGGAUCAUGGCUUUGCUGGAGUGAUCCUCAUAAAGAAGGCUGGAGAUGGAUCAAAGAAGAUCAAGGGCUGCUGGGAUUCCAUCCACGUGGUGGAAGUGCAGGAGAAAUCCAGUGGUCGCACCGCCCAUUACAAGCUGACCUCCACCGUGAUGCUCUGGCUGCAGACCAACAAAUCUGGCUCUGGCACCAUGAACCUCGGAGGCAGCCUGACCAGACAGAUGGAGAAGGAUGAGACCGUGAGUGACUGCUCCCCGCACAUAGCCAAUAUCGGGCGCCUGGUAGAGGACAUGGAAAAUAAAAUCAGAAGUACGCUGAAUGAGAUCUACUUUGGAAAAACAAAGGACAUCGUCAAUGGGCUGAGGUCUGUGCAGACUUUCGCAGACAAAUCAAAGCAAGAAGCUCUUAAGAACGACCUGGUGGAGGCCUUGAAGAGAAAGCAGCAGUGUUAGAGCUCGGCUCCACGCUCCCUGGACACGCCACGCGCUCGUUAGAUUCCUUUCUUAGAGAACUCGUCUUCUGCUCCCUUCCCUCGCCCCUCGCCUCCCCACCAGGUCCCGUAACACUGGCUUCACCGGGCCGCACGGCGCCAUCUCUCCCUGAGAAUAAAGCCCAGUAAACACCC